CCAUCCUCCUCCAUCCGCUAUGACGUUGCUGGUGAUCACCGCGGCCGCUGCCCUUCUGGUGGGCUCCUGCAAAGCUGGUGGAGCCUACUACAGUGCCCGGUCUCUAGGAGGGUUCUCCGGUGGACAAGUCGGUGGCUUCGGAGGUGGCUUGUCCUCCGGCGGUCUUGGAGGCUUCGGCGGUGGCUUGUCCUCCGGCGGUCUUGGGGGCUUCGGAGGUGGCUUGUCCUCCGGCGGUCAUGGGGGCUUCGGAGGUGGCUUGUCCUCCGGCGGUCUUGGGGGCUUCGGAGGUGGCUUGUCCUCCGGCGGCUUUGGCGGAGGAUUCUCCGGCUUGGGUCAUGGUAUCAAGGUUUCUCCCGGCAUCGGGGGACUCGUUAAGUCGUCUACCAGCCUUGGCUUGGGUCACGGAGGCUCCUUGGGAGGUAUUGGAGGUUACAGCUCCAUCGGUGGCCACGGAGGAUCCUUGGGAGGUAUUGGUGGUUCCUUGGGAGGAAUUGGUGGUUCUCUAGGUGGCCACGGAGGUUCCUUGGGAGGUAUUGGAGGUUCCAUCAAAGGCCACGGUGGUUCCUUGGGAGGAAUUGGCGGUUCCUUGGGAGGUAUUGGAGGUUCCAUCAAAGGUCACGGUGGUUCCUUGGGAGGAAUUGGUGGUUCCUUGGGAGGUAUUGGAGGUUCCAUCAAAGGCCACGGAGGUUCCUUGGGAGGAAUUGGCGGUUCUCUCGGUGGCCACGGAGGUUCCUUCGGUGGAAUUGGAGGUUCUCUUGGUGGCCAUGGAGGUUCCUUCGGAGGUAUUGGAGGUUCCAUCAAAAGCCACGGUGGUUCCUUUGGAGGCCACGGUGUGCGUGGUGGCCUCUAUGGUUGAGAAAAUAAUAAAUCUGAGAGGUAAUUACACAUAAGAAUCUGAUUGUGAAUAUUCUGAUUAGUCACCAAAAGUAUUAAUAAAACUUAAAAUAUUUUGCAAAA
This is a messenger RNA of Procambarus clarkii (red swamp crayfish), 957 nucleotides long. Lineage: Eukaryota; Metazoa; Arthropoda; Malacostraca; Decapoda; Cambaridae. The record is from RefSeq and is a predicted model, not a curated record.